Molecule: messenger RNA, 1879 nt
Organism: Cannabis sativa
Lineage: Eukaryota; Viridiplantae; Streptophyta; Magnoliopsida; Rosales; Cannabaceae
Product: dnaJ protein homolog
Exons: 7
Coding region: 368-1627 (419 amino acids)
Biological process (GO): protein refolding; response to heat
Cellular component (GO): cytosol; cytoplasm
Molecular function (GO): Hsp70 protein binding; ATP binding
Source: RefSeq, a predicted model, not a curated record
CAAACGGUUGAUUAUAUAAUUGAUUUCAAACACUUUUUUCAGAAUUAGAUUGGAAAUAGAAAUAUUCUAGAUCCUUCCUAUGCUUCUCGGCCAUCCACUCGUCUAGCCAUCUAAUUCGAAGUUAAUGUGAAUUGUCAAUACUGCCCUCAUCACCGCUUUCCAACACAAUAAAUCCCAGCCGUUCACUUCCUCUCUUUAUAAUCGCAGAUCUACCCCAAUUUCUUAUUCUUCUUUCUCUCUAGCCGUCUCGCCUUGUUGCUCUUUCUCUCGCUUUCUCUCUCUUUCUCUUCGCUCUCCUUACACAAAGGAAGAAGGGAAUAAUCGAGUUUGCAUACUCCUUAGGGUUAGGAAUAGAAUUUAUAAGAGGAUGUUUGGGAGAGCACCGAAGAAAAGUGAUAAUACCAAGUACUAUGAGGUGUUGGGCGUUUCUAAGAACGCUUCGCAAGAUGAUCUGAAGAAGGCUUAUCGUAAAGCUGCCAUUAAGAAUCACCCCGACAAGGGUGGUGAUCCAGAAAAGUUUAAGGAGUUGGCUCAAGCGUACGAGGUUUUGAGUGACCCAGAGAAGCGUGAGAUCUAUGAUCAGUAUGGUGAGGAUGCCCUUAAGGAGGGAAUGGGUGGUGGAGGCGGUGGCCACGAUCCAUUUGAUAUAUUCCAAUCCUUCUUUGGUGGCAGCCCAUUUGGUGGUGGUGGUGGGAGUAGCAGAGGCCGAAGACAGAGAAGGGGAGAAGAUGUAAUUCAUCCUCUUAAGGUUUCUUUGGAAGACCUAUACAAUGGCACAUCAAAGAAGCUAUCCCUUUCCCGCAAUGUACUUUGCUCUAAGUGCAAGGGCAAGGGCUCAAAGUCCGGUGCUUCAAUGAAGUGCCCUGUCUGUCAAGGCUCUGGAAUGAAGAUUUCCAUUAGACAGCUUGGUCCAUCUAUGAUUCAACAGAUGCAACACCCUUGCAAUGACUGUAAAGGUACUGGCGAGACCAUUAACGACAAGGAUCGAUGCACGCAAUGUAAGGGUGAGAAGGUUGUCCAGGAGAAGAAAGUCUUGGAAGUUAAUGUGGAUAAGGGUAUGCAAAAUGGACAAAGAAUUACUUUCCCUGGUGAAGCUGAUGAAGCUCCUGAUACUGUUACUGGAGAUAUUGUAUUUAUCUUACAACAGAAAGAGCACCCCAAGUAUAAAAGAAAGGGAGAUGACAUAUUUUAUGAGCAUACCCUUAGCCUUACAGAGGCACUAUGUGGGUUUCAAUUUAUUUUAACACAUUUAGAUGGCAGGCAGCUCCUUAUUAAGUCUCAACCUGGAGAAGUUGUCAAGCCUGACCAAUUCAAGGCUAUAAAUGACGAGGGCAUGCCAAUGUACCAGAGGCCCUUCAUGAAGGGCAAAUUGUACAUUCACUUCACCGUUGAAUUCCCAGACUCUUUGAGCCCAGAACAAUGCAAGGCCCUGGAGACUGUGCUGCCACCAAGGGCAGGAGCUCAGCUUACCGACAUGGAGAUAGAUGAGUGUGAGGAGACCACAAUGCACGAUGUGAACAUUGAGGAGGAGAUGCGCCGCAAGCAAGCUCAGUCUCAAGAAGCUUACGAUGAAGAUGAUGACAUGCACGGUGGUGGUGCUCAAAGGGUGCAAUGUGCUCAGCAAUGAUGAGAGCGAGGUAGUAGUGUGAGCGGUGUUUUAACAAAUUAUUUGAGAGAAAUAAACAGUUAACAUUGUUUCUCCUUUCCUUAUAGGUUUUGUUUCUUACUUUAUUCUCUCUUUUUUUUUUCUUUUUUCUUUUUUAGUAUUUAAAUUCUUCUUUGGGAGGUUUUCCUCCCCUUAAAUGUUUGCAAAACCUUUGUGCUGGAGUCUAGAAAUAGUAACUCUCAGACAUAUUAAGAUAUAUGCUUGGUUUGUUCA